Molecule: messenger RNA, 2354 nt
Organism: Blastocystis hominis
Lineage: Eukaryota; Bigyra; Opalinata; Blastocystidae
Exons: 7
Coding region: 142-2175 (677 amino acids)
Biological process (GO): trehalose biosynthetic process
Cellular component (GO): cytosol
Molecular function (GO): catalytic activity
Source: RefSeq, a predicted model, not a curated record
CUGAACUGUUUCCCCGUGUUUCUCGACGAGUCCGUGCUGCGCCAGCAUUACCACGGUUUUUGCAAGAAGAUCUUGUGGCCGGUGCUGCACAGCAGCGUGAACAUGUUCAGCAAGGACAACAUCUUCGCGGAUCGGCCGCUGAUGGACGAGUUGUUCAACGCGUACUCGCAGGUGAACGACGCGAUCGCGCGCGUCGUGAUGCAGAUUCAUAAAGAGGACGAGAUCAUCUGGAUCCAGGGCUAUCAAUUGAUGCUCGUGCCGUCUUCCUUGUCGCGGAAACUCAAAACGCCCACGCGGAUCGGCAUUUUCUUCCACACGCCGUUCCCCUCCUCGGACAUGUUCCGGAUUCUGCCGUGGCGCGAGAGCUUUCUGCACAGUCUCCUCGCGGUGAACCACAUCGGUUUCCACCUUUUCGAGUAUCUUCGGCACUUCGCGAACACGGUGCGUCGCAUGUUCGGCGUGCAGCUCCGCAACGGCGAGCACGGCCACAGCUACUUCGACUACAACGGCCGCAAGAUUCUCGCCUCCUGCGCGUUUAUGGGCAUCGAAUCCAAGGUGGUCUACGAGUCCAUGGAGACCGAAUCCUACCGCGCCGAGCGCGCCAAACUCCUCGAGCUCAUCGGCUCGCGCCGCGCCGUGGUCUCCAUCGCCUACCUCGAGCGGCUCAAAGGCUUCCUCCUGCAGCUGCAGGCGCUGCAAGCGCUGCUCCUGCAGUUCCCCGCCUACCGGGAGAGCGUCGUGUUCCUCCUCGUGGGUCUGGACGCGCAGGGCUGCAGCGACUUCGAGCAGUCGCGCGAGGAGGUCCAGGCCAUGGUGACCAAGCUCAACGCCAUGGUGGAUUCCCCGCGGCCCGUCGUGGUCUACCGCGAGGCGCAGUUCCUCACCGCGGCGGAGCGCGCGGCGUUCUGGUCGGUGGGGUCUAUCCUGGCCUGCACGCCGAUCCGCGAGGGCAUGAACGCGUUCCCGCUGGAGUACACGGCCGCGCACGCGCACGACCCCGCGCUGGGGCCCGGACUCAUCAUCCUCUCCGAGUUCACCGCGCCCGCGCGCGUGCUGAGCGGCGCGCUGUACGUGAACCCGUGGUCCGUCGUGGACGUGGUGGCCACCUACCGCAAGGCGCUGGAGAUGGGGCCGGACGAGCGGCAAGGCCGCUUCGAGAAGAUCUCCCACUUCGUGCUGAAGAACCCCACGAGCACGUGGAUCGACAAGAUGCUCCGCGACAUGUCCAGCAUCCCCGUGAGCAAGGAAUGCAGCGAGGUCUCCCUCGGCCUCGGCUACUUCCGCCGCGUCAUCGAGCUCCGCCCCAACUUCCAGCAGCUGCAGCCCAACUCCGUCGGCGACCUCUGGCUCUCCGCGCGGAAAAAGGCGCUCUUUCUGGACUACGGCGGCACGCUGGUGGACCAGGACAACUACAAAGGCAGCGAGCGGCUGAACGCCAUGCAGGGCCAGGGCUCCUUCCGCUCGCCCUCGCCGACCAUCCUGCACGCGCUGCAGACGCUCUGCGCGAGCCCUGACACCUGGGUGUUCGUGGUGAGCGGACGGUCGCGCGCCGAGAUGGAGCAGUCGCUGCGCGCCGUGACGCACCUCGGACUCGCCAGCGAGGAGGGCUACUUCUACCGCUUCCCCGACAAAACGUGCUGGACGCGGCUGACGGAGAACCGCGAGGAGAAGUGGCGCGAUGUGGCGCAGGCGCUGAUGGAGCGGUUCUGCACGACGACGAACGGGACGUUCGUGGAGCUGAAAGAGAGCGCGGUGCUGUGGCAGUUCAAGGACGCGGAUCCGGACUUCGGGCAGAUGCAGGCGAUGGAGCUGGAGGACGACCUGAAAUCGACGCUGGAGGCGUUCGACGUGGAGGUGCUGAAGGGAAGGGACUACGUGCAGGUGCGGUCGAACGCGGUGAAUAAAGGCGUGCUCGUGACGCAGGUGCUCGAGACGCUGCGCAGAAACUAUAACGCGGAGGUCGAUCUGGUGAUCUGUCUCGGCGAUGACACCACCGAUGAGGCAAUGUGGAAACGGGGAAACCGGGUGAGGCGUAGGUUUGAGGCCGCGACGCAGUAUGUCGAGGACAAGGAGGCGGGCGUGAAGAGAGAGGCGGUAGGCGAGGAGAGCGAGUGGGACGUAGGUGACCUGCACGGUGGGAAGGAAGCCGUCGAAGGCGCAGUACUAUGUGAAUGAUGUGUCCAAGGUAUCCGAUAUUUUGAGCAACAUUAAGAAUAUCAUCGAUCGGACGAACCAAACGCGCGAGGCGGAAGAACUGAUGACGGAUGAGGGAAGAUGGGAUAACGACAUGGGCGGAGAUCCGAGAGGAAACUCGGACGGAGCUGUUUUCAUUUAAUCUAAUAUAUAUUGUAUGU